Trypanosoma conorhini is the source of this 934-nucleotide messenger RNA. RefSeq lists its product as uncharacterized. Lineage: Eukaryota; Euglenozoa; Kinetoplastea; Trypanosomatida; Trypanosomatidae. The transcript has a single exon. The annotation marks the transcript as partial. The record is from RefSeq and is a predicted model, not a curated record.
GGCCCACGCACGCCGCGUGGCUGUUAGCGCGCGAGACGGGCAGAACACGGGCGAUGAAAACAAGGUGAGGGGGCGUCGUGGGUGCGGGCGCCCGCCCCCAUCACCCCUGCUCCGUCUAGGGCGAGAAGAGGGGCGGCCGCCGCCGCACGCCUACGCGCGCUCGCCGCGGAGGCAGAGGGCCAGGUGGAUGUCCUUCGGCUGGACCGUCACGCGGCCGCUGUGGAUGCACGCGCGGUUGGUGUCGGCGAGCAGCGACACGACGUACGACUCCGUCGCCUCCUGCGCCGCGAGGAUCGCGCUGCUCUGGAAGCGCAGGCCCUCCUUCUGCGCCCCCGACACCUCCCGCACCAGGCGCUGGAAGGGCGCCUUCUGCAGGAGGAGGUCCGUGGAGCGCUGCAACUGGCGGAUCUCGCGCAGCGCCACGGUUCCCGGGCGCCAGCGGAGCUGUGCGUGUUUCACGCGCGUCGCCGCGCCAGGGGCCUUGGGGGCCUUCUUGCUCUUCUUGGACGUGAUGGUCCUCUUGCUGCGAGUUCAGGAGUGCGCUAGUGGAGGGAUAUCAUCCCCCCACUGGCAAGAACCGGCGCGAUUCAAAGUCACACCAGCGAGAGGGAGAAGGGUGUUUUGUUUAUUUAUGUAUUAUUGUUAUUAUUGUUUUUUUAUUUUUAUUUUUUUCGGUCGCCCCGGUGAAGGCGGCGGGGGGCGACGGGCCAAUGACGCGCCGACGCGUGUCCUGUGUGCGCUUUUUGCUUCUUUGCGUGUCUUCUUUGUCUCUUGUGUCGUUUCGCGUUCCAUUCCCCGCUCUGGCGAGAGUUGUGCUUUGGGAGCUUUCUGUUUAUCGAUUUCAUUUUCGUUGCAUGAGGUCGUUGUCCAUGUUGUCUUCCCCUUCUUGAUUUGUUUUUCUACUUUUUCUUGGCAGCGUCGAAUAAGCGUGUAG